Puccinia graminis f. sp. tritici CRL 75-36-700-3 is the source of this 810-nucleotide messenger RNA. RefSeq lists its product as uncharacterized. Bases 1 to 810 code for a protein of 269 amino acids. The record is from RefSeq and is a predicted model, not a curated record. NCBI's taxonomy places the organism in Eukaryota, Fungi, Basidiomycota, Pucciniomycetes, Pucciniales, Pucciniaceae. The transcript is spliced from 4 exons.
AUGAAAGCGAUUUUGCUUUGGAAUAUUCUUUUCGGUGUCCUCGCGAGCGGCCUAGCUAACGAUUCACAUCUCGAAGGAAACGAUGUCAAUGAGGAGAUCAAGAGUAGUGCUACCCACCACUUGUCCAAGAGGGACAUCGACUUACAUGGCAAUUUCCCCGGCUUAGGAGGAAACGACCUAGCAGGAAAGGUGUUCACGACGACGGGGAGUAGAAUUACCCAGAGUAAUAAUGUGCUUCCGACUAGGAACCGAAAAGCGUUAUCGUUUAUCGAUAAUCCGAAUGUUCAACAGAAAGAAGGGAUCAAUCCUGCCCUUCAAGUGAACCCAUUACAACAAGCUAUAAAGAAUAAUCGGGCCCUGUUGGCUUCUGUAACUGAAUCCAAGGAAUCAGAUCACUUGCCCCUCAUUCAUGAGAGCGUUGACGUAAAGCACACACCCCAGGAUCCCCCGUCAAGCGAAAAGGAUUCGGUGAACGCCGAUGCAACUGUCAACCUUGCUAGGAGGGGACUUGUCCGCCGGUCUCUCUUUGAGCAGCAACUGUUGGAAAAGAGAGAACUGAAAAGCGCAGCUGACACCGAAUCAUCAAGAUACUUCAGCUUUCAAGUUUCCCAACGGAACUUGGGAGAAUUCCCGGCUCUCGGUGGAUUGAGAGGGACGAUCGCCUCACAGGAGGCUUGGAAAGCUCUCACCGAAGCCAGCAAGUCUUCUUCUGGACCCAAAGAAUCAUCAGCUAACGAUCCAAGUAAUGUUUCGCAGAAACCAUCCGGUCCACAAGCUUCUGGAAAGCUUGUGUUUCAAUCUGUGGAAUGA